UAACGCGUUGUUUGCAGUCAUACCGCCAUAUUGUAUAUGUAGCGCGGGUCACUGGCGCGUGUAUGGGACUUUUUGUGAAUAUUUCGUGAGGUAAAAGUGUGUGAAUCGACAAAAAUCAUAGGAUAAUACACGCGAUGGAUCCGGCAAAAUUAAAAGUGGUUGAAUUGAGAUCGCAGCUGUCUCAGCGAGGUCUUGACACGAAAGGCAACAAAGCGGUGCUUGUUGAGAGACUUCGUAAGGCGUUGGAAGAGGAAACGGAAAACAAAAUAGAACAAAAGAUGACUGAAAAUACAGAAAAUGUGGAUGAUACUGCUUUGAAGGAAGCAAGUAAAAAAUCAGUCCAACCACCGAGAACACCUAGUCGUUCCUCUAGAAGUUCAUCCCUGACGCCAACAAAAAUUAGUACCAGAAGUACACCAAAGCAUGCAACAACACCAUUAUGUAGUAAAUCAUCUACACCAAAUAAAGAACAGUCUGUAGAAAAAGCAAAAGACUUAUUGACUGGAAUAUCGGAGCAAAUUCCAGAUGAACAUAUAACAACCGAAAGAGAUUUAAAAACUCCUCCUCCUCCCCUGCAAAAGGAUCAUCAUGAGGAUGAUGAUGAAGAAGAUGAACAAGAUGCAAUGAUACUUGCCCAAGAAAAAGUACAAACGUCUACUUCUGAUGACUUAAAGGGAUAUUUAAGCGAAGAUCAAAAAGAAGAAGAAGAAGAUAAUUUAUUAAAAGAUGAUGCUGACGAAGAUGCAUUACUGAAAGAUACAUCAGAAGAUGCAUUACUCAAGGAUACAUCGGAAGAUGAAUUAUUGAAAGAUUCAUCGAGAGAUCUAUUACUAAAGGAUACGUUAGAAGAUAAGUCGUUGGAAGAACCAUUGGAAGACGUUGAGGAACAAUCUUCUGAGAUACCCAUAGAUUCGAGUAAAAAAGUCGAAGACAGUCUAGAAGAAAUGAAUGAAAGAGGAGAGCGCGAAGACGUGGAAGAGGAAAAGGAAGAAAAAACAAUUGUUGGUAACAAAAGCACUUCGGAGAAUGUUGAAUCAAUAAAUGAAAAUAAUCAAAAUACAUCGAACGAAGAAGUGCAAAAGGACGUUGAGAAAAAUGAACUAGAUGUAGAAUCAAAGGAUGAUAUUUCCGAUACAGACGGCGAUGUCGAAAUGAAAGAAAAUGUAGAAGCGGUGGAACAUGUUGUUGAAAAAGAGAAAGAUUCAAUGGCAGAACAAUCAACUUCAAUUAUUUGUGAAAAUCAAAAAGAAUCUGACAUGAUACAGUCGGAAGAUGAAAAGAAUACUCAGAUAGAAGAAACAAUAGUUGAAAAAGAUGAUCAACAACAGUUAGAUACAAAAGAAGUGACUGAAGAGGAAUGUAAUAAUGACGUAUCUGUACCUGAUCAGGACGUAGAAAUGGUUGAAGUUAAACGCGAAGAAAAUAUAAAGGAAGAUAAUAAGGACUGUAAUAUGGAUCAUAAUGACAGAAAACGUAAAAGAUCUUCUAGUCCUCCUGAAGAAUACCCUUUAUUACCUUUACCAGAAAAUGAACCUGAAAUUAAUAAUUCUGCUGUAGUUUUAUCUUGGUAUGACUCAGAUUUAAAUUUGCUUAUUGACAAAAAUGGUUUCGUAUCUGCUACACCAAUGCAUAAUGAUGGUUUCUGCUAUAUAUGGGCAGGAGCUCGAGCAUCUUAUGGAUAUACAAGCGGAAAGAUAUAUUACGAAGCAAAGAUCAUUGAUUGCUGUUCUAUUAAUAUACAAGAUGAAGAAUAUUCGCAUGUACUUCGUUUAGGAUGGUCUGCUUCUUAUACUUCUAUGCAGCUUGGUGAAGACAAAUUAAGUUAUGGUUAUAGUGCAAUAGGAAAGAAAUGUACAGAAAAUAAAUUUGAAGAUUAUGGAUCGCAAUUUAAUAAGGAUGAUAUUAUUGGAUGUUAUGCAGACAUGUCGCUUGAAAAUGACGUUAUCUUAUCAUAUACAUUGAAUGGAAAAGAUUUAGGAACUGCGUUUUCUAUAUCCAAAGAAGAGCUUGGAGAUAAAGCAUUAUUUCCACAUGUUCUAAGUAAAAAUUGUACUUUUACUUGUAAUUUUGGUCAAGAGAAACCAUGGAGCGAAGAAAUUUUGGAAGGAUACACGGUAGUUGGUACCGUUGAUUUAGAACAUAGUACCCCUGGACCACGAAGACCAGAGACAAAACAGGAUUGUGAAGUUCUUAUGAUGUGUGGCUUACCGGCUGCUGGAAAAACUGCAUGGGCAACAAAACAUGCGGCACAAUAUCCAGAAAAAAUGUACAAUAUUUUGGGAAUAAGCACGCUUGUUGAUAAAAUGAAAAAUAUGGGCCAACCACGAAAACAAAAUUACCAUGGUAGAUGGGAAGUACUUAUUGAAAAAUGUACUCGUACUUUAAACAAGUUAUUAGAAAUGGCAUGUAGUAGAAGACGUAAUUACAUUUUAGAUCAGACAAAUGUGUAUCCUUCUGCACAAAGACGAAAAAUGAAGAAUUUCCGUGAAUUUCAACGUAAGGCAAUAGUUGUAAUACCAACGAACGAAGAAUUCAAAUCACGUACUGCUAAGCAUGAAGCAAUUGAUGGAAAGGCUGUUCCUGAUUCCGUGGUCAUGGAAAUGAAAGCCAAUUUUAGUGCUCCAGAAGUAGGAGAACUCUUCGAUAAUACGGUUUGGGUUGAACUUAACAAAGAAGAUGGUAGGAAAUUAAUUGAAAAAUACAACAAAGAAGGAAAGGAAGCCGGUUAUGGCCAACAAUCUACCAGUAAACGACCAAGAUUCGAAAGAAGCGAAGGCCACAAAGAUAACCGUGAUUCAAGAAAUAGUCGUGACAGUAGAGAUAGUCGAGACAGUCGAGACAGUCGAGAUAGUCGGGAUCAUCGGGAUCAUCGCGACAGAAGAAAUAAUUAUUCAAAUAGAAAUCGUAAUUCCAUGUGGCGUGGUAGUAGUAGCAUGGGAAGUUGGAGAGACAGAUCUUUAAGAGGAGGUCAUAUGAGGCACAGUGGUGGAUAUGGUCCACCAAGCAAUUGGAGAAGCAGAGGUGGUAUGCCUAUCCCACCACAUCGUGGAGGAGAUAGGAGAGGUGGAAAUAAUGACAGAAGAAGUGGAAAUGAUAGAAAUCGAUCAGUAGCGCGACAAAGUGGUUGGGGUUCUGCAAGUAGUUACCAAGGAUCACAACCAUCAGGAUGGAAUCAACAAGGUGGUAGUUGGUCAAAUAGCAGCCAAUCACAAGGAGGUUGGGGACAAGGAGGAUGGGCAGGACAGCAGCAAUCAGGCAGUUGGAAGAGUUAUGGCCAAGGAUCAUACAGCCAAUGUAGUUACAAUCAACAAGAUUAUGGCAAUGGAAAUUGGAACCAACAGUAUUAUAAUCAGUAUUGGGAUCCGCAGCAGUCAAGUGGGCAGACAACUGCAGCUGGUAGCCAAGCUGUAAGCACAAGUGUAACAGAAAUCUCUGAAGAUUCAGAGGCUAAGUAUAGUCACCCACAAAGAUGGCAAGGAUAUACACAGACAUAUUCUUUUCCCUCUCAGAAUGCUACUACAGACGUCCAACAGUCCCAACAACACAAGUAGAAAAUAUAUUUCUAGAUAAAAGAAAUGUAGCAAUAAUACAUUCAUUUUUUGUUUCACUAUCUUGCAAUGUGUAUGUUUUUUAGGAAAUAUUGCAAUAAUAGCAAUAAACGAUAUGCUUUCGAUGCUUCAACAAUACAGUAAACAAAUCUUAUUAAGGCAUUAAAAUUAUAUCGUAUCAAAAUUCUAAAUUAUAUAUUUUACAAAGUGGUGCAUUGAGAAUGCAGGAAGCAAAAUCAUUUUAUAAAUUUAAUUACUAUAUCAUAGAAAAUAAUCCUACUAUAUAUAUAUAUAUAUAUAUAUAUAUAUAUAUAUAUAUAUAUAUAUAUAUACAUACAUAUAUAUAUAUACACGCAUAUAUACAUACACAUAUACAUACAUAUAUAUGUAUAUGUAUAUAUAUAUUUAGUUAUCGAUUAAACGUAGUUCUAAUUCUGCAAGUGCAUUAACAUAACAUUGACAUAUAAUCAAUAUGAAUAGUAUAAUUAUUACUUUUAUAACGGGUUUAUAACAAAUGUUUAAAGAGGAAUAUUACUAUGUAUGGAUACAUUACAUGAUUAGUAUUAUGGCAACAAUCUUUAAUUAUUUAUCAUUAUUAUUAUGAAAGAAACCGUGUAAAUAUGUACAUAUCUCAUUAUUGAGUUAUGCAAAAAUAAUUGGUAAUCUAUAUUUAUAUUUUAAGACAAAUUUUUAAAAAAUAUUGUUAUAUUUUGUCAUGCAGAAAAUCAAGAACAAAUACCCAUUUUGUUUCAACUUUCCAUAUCAAUGAUGGUGUAUAAAGAUAUGGCAUGAAUGAAUUAUUCUUGGACUUAUACAAAAUUAUUUUUUAUUAUACGAAAGGACUGUAAAGACUAAUAACUAUCUUUAUCCUUAUAUACAAAACUAAAAGGGAAAAAAUGAUAUAGGCAAGAAUAUAAGCCCCUUAAUGUUUGGUACAAAUGUCAUAGAGAUCAGAAUUGCAAGAAAAAAAAA
Molecule: messenger RNA, 4520 nt
Organism: Vespa mandarinia (Asian giant hornet)
Lineage: Eukaryota; Metazoa; Arthropoda; Insecta; Hymenoptera; Vespidae
Biological process (GO): alternative mRNA splicing, via spliceosome
Cellular component (GO): nucleus
Molecular function (GO): RNA binding; protein binding
Source: RefSeq, a predicted model, not a curated record